AUGAAUUUUCUUGACCCAAUCGCUAAGAAUCCUCUUCCAUCACAGAAUCGAAGUUAUCAAACACCGAUGGAUGAUCAACAUUUUGAAAUUUUAGUUCGAAAAAUCGUUCAUGAAACGAAUGAUCCGGAAAAAAAACUCGAAAUCCUUUAUCAAUCACGAGGAUUUUUUAGCGGUGAACAAGCUGGCCAUAUUGUAUCAUCAAUAACGCGACCGAAAGAUCGAAUGAAAGCAAUUUUGAUAGUAGAACCGCGUUUAAUUCCGAUGACUUGCCAACAGGCACGAAAUAUUCUUGCUACUAUAACCGUACAUAAUGAUCGACUUGAAGCACUUCAAUAUGUAAAAAGAGCUCUUAAUGACGCCCAUACACAAGAAGGAACGGAUUACAUACUGAGUGUUUUUCCAUUUUAUGAAGAUAAAUUAAAAGCAGGCGCUAUUUUGGAAACGAUCAUUGCACGAGAAGGAGUUCGAGUAGCUGCAGGUGGACAUAUUGGUUAUGGUGCGCUUGGUUCAACUGUUGUUCGUGCUCCACCAUUGAAUCCACAUUUUUACGGACUCGUAGCUAAUCAAAUAGCUCAUUUACCUAAUCAUAGUCAAGACGCAACGGUCGCGCGUAGUAUAUUUCCUCCAAAAGCUCCAUCAAUUUAUUCAUUUGGUGAAUCAUAUCUUCCACCGAGUCGACCAACGGAUAUCGGUGCUCAUUACACAUCUAAUACAAAUGACUUUACAAAUCGUCAAUAUCCAGGCAUGAAUACAGCACCGACACAUAUUUAUCAUGCAACUGAUCCAGGUCCAGUAGGUUACGCAAAUUUACAAUCAACUACAGCUCCACAUGCAUGUGAAACUGAGCCUCAAAUAAAUAAACAAACACAUACAUAUACGAGCUAUCCGAAUAGUUAUCCAUCAACUCGUAUCGAUCCUGUCACAAGCCAUUAA
Rotaria socialis is the source of this 933-nucleotide messenger RNA. The record is from the annotation of a GenBank genome assembly. NCBI's taxonomy places the organism in Eukaryota, Metazoa, Rotifera, Eurotatoria, Philodinida, Philodinidae.